CUCUCUCUCUCUCUCUCUUCCAGAGUAAAAGGCAUCCGAAAGAAGUCAGCUGUAAAAGUCGACAAUCAUUCAUGGGGUGCUUUCCAAAGUGCUUCUCUACUUGUAAGCGCCGAAAGCUCAAAAGUUCAGUCACUGUAACUCCCUUUAAGCACCAUAGCAUUGAAGUUGCUGAAGAAGCUCUUCAAAUCCAACCUGCUGAAGCUGAACCCACAAAGCUAGAAGAGCUUAUAAAAGCCAUUAAACACAGCAAAGAAUCAGAAGAGAAGAGUGAAGAACAAUCAAAGAAUGGUGAUAUAAAGACAGUCACAUUUGAUUUGAAUGUCGCGGCAAAUGAUGAAGAAACACCCACCAAGGAAGAACUCUCCAAUGUAUUGGUGGAAAUCUGUGAUGAGAAGGAGAAUGAAGAGGAGACGAGAAAGGGGAUCGAACCGAAUUCGAUUGUAUCAAGUGUGGUAUCACCAUCAUCUCAUCCGUUGAAUCAUCGUUACGAAAAGUGCGAAAACAGUGAGGAUGAAGAUGAUGAUUGUGCUAACGCUGAUGAGUUUGAGAGUAGUAAGCAAAUCUUUGUUGAAGAAGAGUCUUCCGAGUCCUUGUUUUCGUUAUCGAUUGAUUCUCGAAGACAUGAAGUUUGUGAUGAUUCUGGAACAGAAGAGAAGGAGGUAAACAGUCCAAUGCCAAAGCAGCAAAAUGGAAGAAGAGAUUACGGGAGGCAGAGUUUUCAGGGAGUGUUGACCCCCGUUGAAAAUCUUGGUCAAUGGAAGGAGGAGAUCAAAGAAAAGUCAACUCCAACAGAAGCUCCAAAGCAGCAGCACAAAGAGAAGGAGAACAUAAACAUGGAGGUGGAGGUGGAGGUGGAGGAGGAGCAAGAUUUGAAAUUACCCUUUAGUCCGGAGCCUGCUUUGAAGCAGUCGAAACUCGGCACAAGGCCGAGGACAGAGUCGUCUUCUUGCAUCGACACGAGCCCUUCGAGCUGGCUGGCUGAGUCUGAGACAACACCAAUGUCAAAUCCUAGUAGCAAUAAUUCCGUGGGGAACAUGUUUAAUGCACCCGGAAGCCGUGAAGAUAGGCCAAUCCUGGGAGCUUGGACAGCUGAGGAGCUUAAGCAGCUGUCGGCUUCUUCUACUCCGAAAAAGUCACGAAGCCCGAGUCCAGAGGAAAUGCCGAUCAUAGGAACUGUUGGGAGCUGCAGAGGAAUGGCCAAACCAGUAUGGGAAAACAGACAGGAUCAGAAAGUGUCAUGGAAGUCCACUCCAUUUGAGGCAAACUUGGGAAGAACUCUGGACAUGAAGUUUUGA
Molecule: messenger RNA, 1295 nt
Organism: Pyrus x bretschneideri (Chinese white pear)
Lineage: Eukaryota; Viridiplantae; Streptophyta; Magnoliopsida; Rosales; Rosaceae
Product: chromatin modification-related protein EAF7-like
Biological process (GO): male meiosis II
Source: RefSeq, a predicted model, not a curated record